UACGAGGGCGAGUACAACGCGGCGGGAGAGCCCGAGGGGCGCGGCGUCCUGCGGUUCGCCAACGGCAACGUCUACGAGGGCGAGUGGAAGGCGGGUCUGCCGGAGGGGCGCGGCGUCAUGCGGUUCGCCAACGGCGACGUCUACGAGGGCGAGUACAAGGCGGGUAAGAAGGAGGGGCGCGGCGUCUUCCGGUGCGCCGACGGCGACGUGGAGUCGAACUUCUACAAGCAUGAUGCCCCCACCGGCGAGGGC
This is a messenger RNA of Emiliania huxleyi CCMP1516, 252 nucleotides long. RefSeq lists its product as hypothetical. The annotation marks the transcript as partial. The record is from RefSeq and is a predicted model, not a curated record. Lineage: Eukaryota; Haptophyta; Isochrysidales; Noelaerhabdaceae. The transcript has a single exon.